Molecule: messenger RNA, 2749 nt
Organism: Pan troglodytes (chimpanzee)
Lineage: Eukaryota; Metazoa; Chordata; Mammalia; Primates; Hominidae
Gene: GCK
Product: glucokinase
Exons: 10
Coding region: 487-1884 (465 amino acids)
Biological process (GO): glucose metabolic process; intracellular glucose homeostasis; carbohydrate phosphorylation
Cellular component (GO): mitochondrion; cytosol
Molecular function (GO): glucokinase activity; mannokinase activity; D-glucose binding
Source: RefSeq, a predicted model, not a curated record
ACUCCACACCUGGCUGGAGCAAGAAAUGCCGAGCGGUGCCUGAGCCCCAGGGAAGCAAGCUAGGGUGUGAGAGACACAGUCACUUGCAGCCUAAUUACUCAAAAGCUGUCCCCAGGCCACAGAAGGGAGAGGACAUUUCCUACUGAAUCUGUCUGAAGGACACUAAGCCCCACAGCUCAACACAACCAGGAGAGAAAGCGCUGAGGACGCCACCCAAGCGCCCAGCGAUGGCCCUGCCUGGAGAACAUCCAGGCUCAGUGAGGAAGGGUCCAGAAGGGAAUGCUUGCCGACUCGCUGGAGAACAAUGAAAAGGAGGAAACUGUGACUGAACCUCAAACCCCAAACCAGCCCGAGGAGAACUACAUUCUCCCAGGGACCCAGGGCGGGCCGUGACCCCUGCAGGGGAGAAGCCUUGGACAUUUCCAUUUCAGAAGCCUACUGGGGAAGGCUGAGGGGUCCCAGCUCCCCACGCUGGCUGCUGUGCAGAUGCUGGACGACAGAGCCAGGAUGGAGGCCGCCAAGAAGGAGAAGGUAGAGCAGAUCCUGGCAGAGUUCCAGCUGCAGGAGGAGGACCUGAAGAAGGUGAUGAGACGGAUGCAGAAGGAGAUGGACCGUGGCCUGAGGCUGGAGACCCAUGAAGAGGCCAGUGUGAAGAUGCUGCCCACCUACGUGCGCUCCACCCCAGAAGGCUCAGAAGUCGGGGACUUCCUCUCCCUGGACCUGGGUGGCACUAACUUCAGGGUGAUGCUGGUGAAGGUGGGAGAAGGUGAGGAGGGGCAGUGGAGCGUGAAGACCAAACACCAGAUGUACUCCAUCCCCGAGGACGCCAUGACCGGCACUGCUGAGAUGCUCUUCGACUACAUCUCUGAGUGCAUCUCCGACUUCCUGGACAAGCAUCAGAUGAAGCACAAGAAGCUGCCCCUGGGCUUCACCUUCUCCUUUCCUGUGAGGCACGAAGACAUCGAUAAGGGCAUCCUUCUCAACUGGACCAAGGGCUUCAAGGCCUCAGGAGCAGAAGGGAACAAUGUCGUGGGGCUUCUGCGAGACGCUAUCAAACGGAGAGGGGACUUUGAAAUGGAUGUGGUGGCAAUGGUGAAUGACACGGUGGCCACGAUGAUCUCCUGCUACUACGAAGACCAUCAGUGCGAGGUCGGCAUGAUCGUGGGCACGGGCUGCAAUGCCUGCUACAUGGAGGAGAUGCAGAAUGUGGAGCUGGUGGAGGGGGACGAGGGCCGCAUGUGCGUCAAUACCGAGUGGGGCGCCUUCGGGGACUCUGGCGAGCUGGACGAGUUCCUGCUGGAGUAUGACCGCCUGGUGGACGAGAGCUCUGCAAACCCCGGUCAGCAGCUGUAUGAGAAGCUCAUAGGUGGCAAGUACAUGGGCGAGCUGGUGCGGCUCGUGCUGCUCAGGCUCGUGGACGAAAACCUGCUCUUCCACGGGGAGGCCUCCGAGCAGCUGCGCACACGCGGAGCCUUCGAGACGCGCUUCGUGUCGCAGGUGGAGAGCGACACGGGCGACCGCAAGCAGAUCUACAACAUCCUGAGCACGCUGGGGCUGCGACCCUCGACCACCGACUGCGACAUCGUGCGCCGCGCCUGCGAGAGCGUGUCUACGCGCGCUGCGCACAUGUGCUCGGCGGGGCUGGCGGGCGUCAUCAACCGCAUGCGCGAGAGCCGCAGCGAGGACGUAAUGCGCAUCACUGUGGGCGUGGAUGGCUCCGUGUACAAGCUGCACCCCAGCUUCAAGGAGCGGUUCCAUGCCAGCGUGCGCAGGCUGACGCCCAGCUGCGAGAUCACCUUCAUCGAGUCGGAGGAGGGCAGUGGCCGGGGUGCGGCCCUGGUCUCGGCGGUGGCCUGUAAGAAGGCCUGUAUGCUGGGCCAGUGAGAGCAGUGGCCGCAAGCGCAGGGAGGAUGCCACAGCCCCACAGCACCCAGGCUCCAUGGGGAAGUGCUCCCCACACGUGCUCGCAGCCUGGCGGGGCAGGAGGCCUGGCCUUGUCAGGACCCAGGCCCCCUGCCAUACCGCUGGGGAACAGAGCGGGCCUCUUCCCUCAGUUUUUCGGUGGGACAGCCCCAGGGCCCUAACGGGGGUGCGGCAGGAGCAGGAACAGAGACUCUGGAAGCCCCCCACCUUUCUCGCUGGAAUCAAUUUCCCAGAAGGGAGUUGCUCACUCAGGACUUUGCUGCAUUUCCACACUGUCAGAGCUGUUGGCCUCGCCUGGGCCCAGGCUCUGGGAAGGGGUGCCCUCUGGAUCCUGCUGUGGCCUCACUUCCCUGGGAACUCAUCCUGUGUGGGGAGGCAGCUCCAACAGCUUGACCAGACCUAGACCUGGGCCAAAAGGGCAGCCAGGGGCUGCUCAUCACCCAGUCCUGGCCAUUUUCUUGCCUGAGGCUCAAGAGGCCCAGGGAGCAAUGGGAGGGGGCUCCAUGGAGGAGGUGUCCCAAGCUUCGAAUACCCCCAGAGACCUUUUCUCUCCCAUACCCCCAUCACUGAGUGGCUUGUGAUUCUGGGAUGGACCCUCGCAGCAGGUGCAAGAGACAGAGCCCCCAAGCCUCUGCCCCAAGGGGCCCACAAAGGGGAGAAGGGCCAGCCCUACAUCUUCAGCUCCCAUAGCGCUGGCUCAGGAAGAAACCCCAAGCAGCAUUCAGCACACCCCAAGGGACGACCCCAUCAUAUGACAUGCCACCCUCUCCAUGCCCAACCUAAGAUUGUGUGGGUUUUUUUAAUUAAAAAUGUUAAAAGUUUUAAA